Penicillium daleae is the source of this 633-nucleotide messenger RNA. RefSeq lists its product as uncharacterized. The coding region runs from base 1 to 633 and encodes 210 amino acids. The record is from RefSeq and is a predicted model, not a curated record. NCBI's taxonomy places the organism in Eukaryota, Fungi, Ascomycota, Eurotiomycetes, Eurotiales, Aspergillaceae. The transcript has 3 exons.
AUGAAGCUCGCUCUGGCAUGGCUUGCAGCGACACUAGUGUCCGUCGCUAACGCAGAUACUCUAUACAACCUCACUUCUGCAUUCUCAGAUGACUGCGCCAUAUUCUGCACCAGCACUGCUGUUAUAACCGACGAAUGCGCUGAUGAUAGCGUCGCAUGCUGGUGCAAGUCCCCGGACUUCCUCUCUGACACCGGCUGUUGUAUUGCUUACAUGUGCGAUGAGGAUAUCAGCUAUGUGAGGAAUACCCUCGACAAGUGGUGCGCUGCUGCGUCUGUCCCGGGGCCUACCGCCAAUUCCACAAAUUGCUCUUAUCCAUAUGAGACCGGCACGUCAUCAACUUCAAGCUCUGGAAGCUCAUUGACCUCCUCAAUUGCACAAACUGUGUACGAUAACAACACUCGCUACGAAACCUCCACGGGGAUGACCAUCGGGAUCCCUCUUGGAUGUGUGGGCGCAGUAAUCCUCUUGGCCCUUUUGCUGUGGCGGGCGAUCCGCAAAAGCAGGGAGGAGGACUUGCUGCCGACGCGACGCCCUGCUACACCACCUCCACCUUAUUCAGAAGAAGUACCACAAAUUCCGCAGAUGGAUGCCAGCAAGGAAAGCCCAUCGGCAUCCUCUUGUCGGGUCAUGUGA